This is a messenger RNA of Canariomyces notabilis, 518 nucleotides long. The record is from the annotation of a RefSeq genome assembly. Lineage: Eukaryota; Fungi; Ascomycota; Sordariomycetes; Sordariales; Chaetomiaceae.
GGCUCCACUCCUCCACAAUCUUUCGCUGAUCGAGGGAACACCAGCCUCAAUUCUACGAGCGUGCGCCACAUGCCGGAACUUUUUCGGCCGUCAAUUGACAAUAGACAACACCGUUCGAAAGGGCGAUAACGUAUUUCGGUCUAUACUUCCAGAACCCACAAUCAUGGACUCGGACUCAAUAAAGAAGGCUAUCAUCCGGCAGGCGCUGGAGGAGACCAACACGGCGAAUGCGCGGACAUUGAUCGAGGCAAGCGAUCCUUAAAAGCGUCGCGUGCUCUCCGCGGCUAACCCGGACAACUCCAGAACGUGAACGAAAACUGCUUCGAAAAAUGUGUCCCCAAGCCAGGCACAUCCCUUUCGAGCGGCGAGCGGACAUGCAUCACGCAGUGCUUGGAGAAGUACAUGGCGGCCUGGAAUCAGGUCGAACGAGCCUUUAUGCGGAGAGUACAGGAGGAAGUCAAGAGCGGCACUAUCGGCAAAUAAACAAAUAGAUCCGAUGAAUUGGAGCGACGCAAUAU